AUGUCUGUUCUAUGCCUGACACCCUACCCAAACAUCGAGAACGCGGAGAAAGCUUUCGAGGGUGGGUCUGGCGAGAAUCCAAUUCAACCUGGUGGCAAGGUUACCUUCACCUGCAAGCACCCGCGAGGGUUCACCGACGGAUCCAAGACACACGAGGCCACUUGUUCCCUCGCGGUACCUGAUGUUUGGUGCACGACGUUUGUGAAAGAAGAAACGGCUCUCCUGUGUCCACCUCCACGUAAGCAUGUUUCAGAGACGAAGCGUGAGAAGGAGGCAGUUAAGAAGAGGGCGAAUGCAAGGGAGGAAAGAGAAACUGCGAAAAGGGGGAAAGUGAACGGUAAGGUGGUGUAUCCGAACUGCCUCCUGACAGAGAAGGGGAAAGAAUACAAGGGGAAAGUGAAUGUGACAGAGACAGGGAAAUCAUGCCUGAGAUGGGAUGCCCCCGAACUGAAAAAAAUCUACGAUGCGAAUCCUACAUACCAGUUCGAUGCAUAUCCGGAACUCUUCUACGAAGAGUUUUUCUUAAACUUGAACCCAGCUUCGCAUGAAAACUUCUGUAGAAAUCCGACGAUGAAGAACAGGCCCUGGUGUUUUGUCGAUGAUGAUGGCAAAAUCCAUUCCGAGUAUUGUCGGAUUCCCCUCUGCGAUGACACGCGUGCACCUGAGUGCAAGCUGACACAGAAGGGAGGGGAAUACAUGGGAGUGAAGAGCCGAACAAUCUCUGGUUUCCCAUGCAAUUCGUGGCUGGAUCCGAAAAACCAGGAGUAUGAGAGAAUCCAGGAAAGCAAGCGAUUGACCUUCUCGGAUCCCCUCACCGCCACCCACAACUACUGUCGGAACCCAAAUGGGAGUCCAGGUGGUCCCUGGUGCAGCAUCAAGGACACAGGAGGGUCCGGCCUACAAUUUGAAUAUUGCGAUGUGCCUUUCUGUGCCCCGGAAGCAGGAGAGAGAAAGUGUGAGACGGGAAACCAGUGCGAGUCGAUGGUUGACAUGUCCACCUCUUCUUUCAAUGCACGUCGGGACACGUUGAACAAAACGAUCCAUUCAUUCCGCACAGAUACCUCGGGAUAUGCGCUGGACAUUAUCAGUGAUGCGAUCUCAUAG
This is a messenger RNA of Darwinula stevensoni, 1104 nucleotides long. NCBI's taxonomy places the organism in Eukaryota, Metazoa, Arthropoda, Ostracoda, Podocopida, Darwinulidae. The record is from the annotation of a GenBank genome assembly.